This is a messenger RNA of Rhodotorula toruloides NP11, 1701 nucleotides long. Its product is annotated as MFS transporter, major inositol transporter. Bases 1 to 1701 code for a protein of 566 amino acids. Gene Ontology annotation, biological process: carbohydrate transport; transmembrane transport. The transcript is spliced from 18 exons. The record is from RefSeq and is a predicted model, not a curated record. Gene Ontology annotation, cellular component: membrane. Lineage: Eukaryota; Fungi; Basidiomycota; Microbotryomycetes; Sporidiobolales; Sporidiobolaceae. Gene Ontology annotation, molecular function: carbohydrate:proton symporter activity.
AUGGAAGUCGAGCAGCGGGCGCCGAUCCACAUGGCGCUCCUCAUGUCGUGCUUUGCAGGGUUUGGAGGUUUUAUCUACGGUUACGACACCGGCUACAUCUCGGGCGUCAAGGAGAUGCCCUACUUCCGCCAACUCUUCGGCGAGCUCGGCGCAAACGGCAAAUACUACCUCCCCUCGUACCGCGACUCGCUGAUCACCUCGAUCCUGUCCGCGGGGACAUUCGUCGGUGCACUCGCCUCCUACCCAAUCGGUGACUUUCUCGGACGAAGAUACGGCAUCAUGGCGUUCCUCUUCCUGUUCAGCAUCGGCGUUGCGUGUCAGACAGGCGGGACGACGCUGCGGACAUUCGUGGUCGGGCGGAUAUUUGCGGGAUUGGGAAUUGGCGGGACGAGUUGUUUGGUCCCGGUAUACCAGUCGGAGACGGCGCCGAAACACCUUCGCGGCGCGGUUGUCGGAGGCUACCAACUACUCAUUACAGUCGGCCUCUUCAUCGCCGCCGUCAUCGUCAACGGUACCAAGAACCGAAUGGACAUCUCGUGCUACGCGAUUCCGAUCGGGUUGCAGUUCAUUUGGGUCGCUAUCCUCGUUGUGGGUCUCGCCAUCCUCCCCGAGUCGCCACGGUACCUCAUCGCCGCCGGCCGCGAUGAAGCCGCCCAAGACGCCCUCUCCUGGAUCCUCCGCGCGCCUGUCGAAUCCGACAUAGUCGGCGAACACUACGCCGAGAUUGCCGCUUCAGUCCAUCACGUCCGCUCGCUCGGCGGGACUUCCUACGCCGACUGUUUCUCGAUGAUGAACCGGAAUCGGGUGCGGAGUUGGGCGGGAAUCGGCCUGCAGGCGUUGCAGCAGCUUGUUGGCGUCAACUUCAUUUUCUACUACGGCACGACGUUCUUUCAGAAUUCGGGGAUUCACGAUCCGUUCGUCAUCACUAUCGCGACGAACGUCGUCAACGUCGGCUCGACCAUCCCCGGCCUCUGGCUCACCGACAAAGCCGGCCGACGAACAAUGCUCCUCGUCGGCGCAGUCGGCAUGGCCGUCUGCCAUUUCAUCGUCGCGGGUUGCUCGACGGCCUUGUCGCAGGACAACGAGGCGGGUCAGAAGGUGUUGAUUGGGUUCGUGUGUGUGUUUAUCGCGUUCUUUGCGGCGACUUGGGGUCCGAUCGCAUGGGUUGUCACGAGCGAGAUCUACGCGACGGCGACUCGGGCGAAACAGAUGUCCAUGUCGGUCGCGUCGAACUGGCUGUUCAAUUUCGGUAUCGGUUACGCGACUCCUUAUCUCGUCAACACUGGCAAAGGAAACGCGGGUCUUCAGGGCAAGGUGUUCUUCAUCUGGGGCGGUGUGUCGUGCAUCGCGAUUCUGUUUGUGUACUUCUGCAUUCCCGAGACCAAGGGUCUCUCGCUCGAACAAAGUCCGCCUUCCAUUCACCCUCUCGACAUCCUGUACCGCCUGACCGGCAACGCGAUUCGGGCGACCAAGAUCCGCCGCGAACUCCUCGAGCGGGACAUCCAAGACGAGGAUACCGCCGCCUAUUUCUACGCCUUCAAGGAGCAACACCUCGGCUCUUCGCUGCACGAGCUCGAGCAGCACCAAGGCUCGUCGUCCGACCCGCAGCAGCCGCCACAUCACCAACUCCAGCUUCAGCAGGACGGCCUCGCACCGGUCGAGAGUCCUGCGGUCAAGAUGCGGGACUUGAACGAGGCGUGA